UAAUUAUAUCUUUACAAUGUGUCUGCUAGUUGACACAUAGUUAAUGUCUCCGUGUCAAACUCGUCUUCCGUCUGUUUUUUCUUUUGGCUUUGUUAUGGGCCCGGCGUGCUCUUUAAACUAAUCUCGCAAUGGCGAGACACACAUAAACAUGUAUUUUGGCUUAUCUUAUGCAUAAUUAAUGAAAUUAAAUCCUCCGCGUCACUUGACUUGAACUUGGGCGCCACCGACGGAGAUGUUUCGGUAGCAUCUCUAGCAUAUAAAAAGCCGGCCAUAGAUUCAAAUCGAUAUCAGUUAGCCUACUCAAGUCUUCCUAUAAACAACAUGAAGUUCUUCAUUGCUUUCGCCUGCCUGCUGGCUCUGGCCUACGCCAACGAAGAUGCCGGUGUUCUCCGCAACGAUGCCGAAGUGAACGUUGAUAGCUUCAAGUAUGCCCUGAAACUGGAUAACUCUGUGGAUGUUGAACAGGCUGGUAACCUGAAUGGUGAGGAGUGGAUUGUGAAAGGUACGCAGGGAUGGACCUCUCCCGAGGGUGAGGCCGUGUCCAUCCAGUAUGUUGCCGAUGCCAAUGGAUACCAGGUUCUGUCUGCCAACCCCCCUCUGCCCACCCCACCCCCAAUCCCAGAGGCCAUCCAGCGCGCUCUUGAGUGGAUCGCUGCCCAUCCCUCCAAGGAUGCCUAAGUUAUGUUUGCCAAAAAUAAAAAGCAUUAAAAAUUAAAAA
This is a messenger RNA of Drosophila ananassae, 718 nucleotides long. RefSeq names its product cuticular protein 47Eg (gene Cpr47Eg). NCBI's taxonomy places the organism in Eukaryota, Metazoa, Arthropoda, Insecta, Diptera, Drosophilidae. Bases 322 to 678 code for a protein of 118 amino acids. Gene Ontology annotation, molecular function: structural constituent of chitin-based larval cuticle. Gene Ontology annotation, cellular component: chitin-based extracellular matrix. The record is from RefSeq and is a predicted model, not a curated record. The transcript is spliced from 2 exons.